Molecule: messenger RNA, 11116 nt
Organism: Otolemur garnettii (small-eared galago)
Lineage: Eukaryota; Metazoa; Chordata; Mammalia; Primates; Galagidae
Gene: DMXL1
Product: Dmx like 1
Exons: 44
Coding region: 171-9194 (3007 amino acids)
Biological process (GO): vacuolar acidification
Cellular component (GO): RAVE complex
Molecular function (GO): protein binding
Source: RefSeq, a predicted model, not a curated record
AACAGUGAGGGUGGCGGGCACCGGGGCCGGGAGGGAUAAGGUCAGGCGGGGAGGGAGCGCGCUUGCUGUCAGCGCCACUUGGGCUCGGUCAGGACCGGCUGCCCGAGCCCCAGAGGAAGCGUGUGGAUAGUGCGGCCCUGCCCGGGUCGCGGCCGAACUAAGGAGCCAACAUGAACCUGCACCAGGUGCUGACCGGGGCUGUGAAUCCUGGGGACCACUGCUUCUCCGUGGGCAGCAUCGGCGACCAGCGCUUCACGGCUUAUGCAUCUGGAUGUGAUAUUGUAAUACUGGGAAGUGAUUUCGAACGAUUACAGAUAAUCCCAGGAGCAAAACAUGGAAAUAUUCAAGUGGGAUGUGUAGACUGUUCUAUGCAACAAGGCAAGAUUGCAGCAUCCUAUGGAAAUGUUAUCUUUAUUUUUGAACCAGUUAACCCACCGAAACAAAAGAAAAAUUUGGAAUUAUAUAGUCAGUGGCAGAAAAGUGGCCAAUUUUUUCUGGAAUCAAUAGCACACAAUAUAACUUGGGAUCCCACAGGCAGUCGUCUUUUAAUUGGUUCCAACUAUUUGCAACUUUGGUCCAAUACUAACUUGGAGAAGCCAACUGAAGAUGAAAAUCCAGACAAGACAGAUCUUAACUUUGGGGACUGGAGAUGCAUUUGGCAUUGCAAAACUUCCUCCCAAGUUCAUUUAAUGAAAUUUUCACCAGAUGGAGAAUUUUUUGCCACUGCUGGGAAGGAUGACUGCCUUUUAAAGGUAUGGUACAAUGUAGAAAACUGGCGGACCACUGUUACCUCUCCAGAUAGAAGUUCAGAAAACCAAUCCCAAGGAGAAAUUGACUUUUCUUUUGUUUAUCUGGCCCAUCCUCGAGCCGUAAAUGGAUUUUCUUGGCGUAAAACCAGCAAAUAUAUGCCUCGGGCUUCUGUGUGUAAUGUACUGUUGACUUGCUGCAAAGAUAAUGUGUGCCGUCUUUGGGUAGAGACAUUUUUACCAAAUGAUUGUUUGCUGUACGGAGGUGACUGCAACCAUUGGACUGAACCAAUUAAUUUAACAAAUAACUUCAAGAGAAAUGCUUCCAGUAAAGAACGAGUUCAGAAUGCUUUAGAAGUAAAUCUGAGACAUUUUCGGCGAGGUCGGAGGAGGUCACUUGCGCUUGUAGCACACACGGGAUAUCUGCCCCAUCAGCAGAACCCUCAUCACGUCCACAGGAACACUCCACUCCAUGCCAAUGCGCUUUGCCACUUCCAUAUCGCAGCCAGCAUCAACCCAGCCACAGACAUUCCACUUCUUCCAUCUAUUACAUCUCUGAGUCUAAGUGAGAAUGAAGAGAAGAGCGGCCCUUUUGUGGUGCAUUGGCUAAACAAUAAAGAACUGCAUUUUACCUUGUCCAUGGAAGUCUUUUUGCAGCAAGUUAGAAAAAGUUUUGAGCAAGCAUCUUCUGAGGCCAGUGUGGAAGACUCUAAUCAGACAGAUGUAAAAUCUGAUGAAGAAACGGAUGAUUGUGUUGAUGACCUGAAAAUAAAUCAUGCAAAGAAGGAAUUGGCUGGAGAUAAAGUAGUACCGAAUUCAAGUUUUACAUCCUUACCGUCAGCUGCCAUUGAUCAUCAGAUUGAAGUCCUUCUGUCUGAAUGGAGUAAAAAUGCAGACAUGCUGUUCAGUAUCCAUCCCGUGGAUGGUUCUUUGCUGGUUUGGCACGUGGAUUGGCUGGAUGAAUACCAGCCUGGCAUGUUUCGUCAAGUGCAGGUGUCCUUUGUUUCCAGAAUUCCUGUAGCUUUCCCCACAGGUGAUGCGAACUCUCUCUGUAAGAGCAUAGUGAUGUAUGCCUGUACCAAGAAUGUUGAUCUGGCUAUUCAGCAAGGGAAACAGAAACCUUCUGGCCUCACUCGUUCUACAUCAAUGCUUAUCUCUUCUGGUCACAAUAAAUCUUCUAAUAGUUUAAAAUUGAGUAUUUUUACCCCUAAUGUUAUGAUGAUUUCAAAACAUGCUGAUGGUUCUCUGAAUCAGUGGCUGGUCAGUUUCGCUGAGGAAUCUGCAUUUUCUACAGUUCUUAGUAUUUCCCACAAAUCCAGAUAUUGUGGUCAUCGCUUUCAUCUUAACGAUUUAGCUUGCCACUCAGUGUUACCCUUAUUGUUGACAACAUCACACCAUAAUGCUUUAAGGACACCAGAUGUUGAUAACCAGAAGCAGCCUUUUGAUGCUGUAAAUACUGAGGAAUGUUCUUUGAAACAACAAAAUAAAAACACCAUUGAUAUGGCCUUUCAGGAUCCCAAUGCAGUUUAUAGUGAGCUUAUUCUCUGGAGGGUUGAUCCAGUUGGGCCACUGUCUUUUUCUGGAGGAGUAUCUGAGCUUGCUCGGAUUAAUUCUCUUCAUGUUUCUGCCUUUUCCAACGUGGCAUGGCUGCCUACUCUUAUACCCAGUUACUGUCUAGGUGCCUACUGCAACUCUCCUAGUGCGUGCUUUGUAGCAAGUGAUGGGCAGUAUCUGAGAUUAUAUGAAGCAGUUAUUGACGCCAAGAAACUUUUAUUUGAGCUUUCUAACCCUGAAAUUUCUAAAUAUGUUGGCGAAGUGUUUAACAUCGUCAGUCAGCAGUCGACAGCCAGGCCAGGAUGUAUUAUCGCAUUAGAUCCCAUUACCAAGCUUCAUGGCAGAAAAACCCAGCUGCUUCAUGUUUUUCAAGAAGACUUCAUUUUGAAUAAUCUUGAAAAGAAAAGUCUAGGAAAAGACAGCAUUUUAUCUAAUGCAGGCAGCUCACCCAAUGGAUUUUCUGAAAAGUUCUAUCUGAUUGUAAUAGAGUGCACGCAAGACAGCCGUUCCCUGUUACACAUGUGGAAUUUACAUUUAAAGUCAAUUCCUGUCUCGUUGGAUGAAAAAGUAGAUUCAAAAAUAUCUGAAGCAGUGUGUCAGCCAGAAGAGCACUAUUCUUCUUCUCCAGAGAGGAUCCUGUCUCCUUUCUCACAGAAGUAUCAGGCUUGCAGGGCAAAUCUCCAGAGUACCAGCAAGUUGACUCUGUCUUCAGAAAUGGUUUAUAGCCAAGAGUUGAAUUUGCCAGAAGGAGUUGAGAUCAUAAGUAUUAAGCCAUCAGCAGGACAUCUGAGUUCUUCUUCCAUCUAUCCUGUGUGCAGUGCUCCUUAUUUAUUGGCAACUUCAUGUUCAGAUGAGAAAGUAAGAUUCUGGAGAUGCAGAGUAACACAUGGAGAAUCUGGCAUAUCAAAGAAUGGAGAAAUGGAUCUUGUGUACAUUUGGGAAGAGUGGCCAUUACUUAUUGAAGAUGGACUUCAGAAUAACAGUAGUAUAACGGUACCUGGUAGGCCUAUAGAAGUUAGCUGUGCACAUACAAAUCGUUUAGCAGUAGCUUACAAGCAGCCUACAUCUAAUAGUAGAUCUUCUCAGGACUUCGUGAUGCAUGUAAGUAUUUUUGAAUGUGAGUCUACAGGAGGCUCGUGUUGGGUCCUUGAACAGACAGUUCAUUUAGACGAGUUAAGCACAGUGUUGGGUUCUGGCAUCAGUAUUGAUAGCAAUUUAGUGGCCUAUAAUAAACAGGAGAUGUAUUUGUCCAGUAGAGAGAAUAUCACAUCAAACACAAAGCAUUUAGUUCACUUAGAUUGGAUGUCUAGAGAAGAUGGAUCUCAUAUCCUGACUGUAGGAAUUGGAUCAAAGCUUUUUAUGUAUGGACCCCUAGCAGGCAAGGUACAAGAACAGACUGGUAAGGAAAGCCUGGGCUUUCCUCUUUGGGAGAGCACUAAAGUUGUACCCCUUUCUAAAUUUGUACUAUUACGAAGUGUGGACUUGGUAUCUUCGGUAGAAGGUUCCCCACCUUUUCCUGUUUCUUUAUCUUGGGUCCGGGAUGGCAUCCUUGUGGUAGGAAUGGAUUGUGAAAUGCAUGUAUAUUCCCAGUGGCAGCCUUCUACUAAACAAGAACCUGUUAUAACAGACUCAUACAAUGGGAGCACUCCAUCUAUAAUAAGUUUAAUAAAACAGAGUAACUCCUCAAGUGCUGGGUUACCUCCUCCAAAGAAAACCCUGACUCGAUCCAUGACUAGCCUUGCACAGAAAAUCUGUGGAAAGAAGAGUGUGUUUGAUCCUUCGGUGGAUAUGGAAGAUUCAGGUCUUUUUGAGGCAGCCCAUGUACUUUCCCCAACUUUACCCCAGUACCAUCCAUUGCAGCUCUUAGAACUUAUGGAUCUUGGCAAAGUUCGGCGAGCAAAGGCCAUCUUGUCCCAUCUUGUCAAGUGCAUUGCUGGGGAAGUCGUGGCUCUGAAUGAAGCUGAAUCUAAUCCCGACCGCCGCCUUCGAUCUCUCACCAUCAGUGCUAGCGGAAGCACCACCCGAGACCCCCAGGCCUUCAGCAAGGCUGAGAGCACAGAUUACACAGAAAUAGAUUCUGUCCCUCCACUCCCUUUGUACGCCUUACUUGCAGCAGAUGAUGACAGCUGUUACUCAUCUUUGGAGAAACCCCAUAAUGAAAAUACCUUGAACAAAUCACAUCAGUUAUCAAAAGAAAAUUACGAUGAGCUCUUUCAGACCUCAGCUCUGAUGGCCGAUACUGAUGUGUUAGAGACAGAUGAGGAGACUCCAAAGCCCAGUGUUAUUGACCUUUCCCAGUACAGUCCAACGUACUUUGGUCCUGAGCAUGCUCAGGUUCUUUCUGGCCACUUACUUCAUUCUAGUUUACCAGGUCUCAGCCGGAUGGAACAGAUGUCCUUGAUGGCCUUAGCAGAUACAAUUGCAACUACAAGCACAGAUAUUGGAGAAAGCAGAGACAGAAACCAAGGUGGAGAAACUCUUGAUGAAUGUGGGUUAAAGUUUCUUUUGGCUGUCCGACUCCAUACCUUUCUUACAACUUCCCUUCCAGCCUAUCGAGCGCAACUCCUCCACCAAGGCUUGUCUACUAGUCAUUUUGCUUGGGCAUUUCACUCAGUAGCAGAAGAAGAGUUGCUGAACAUGUUGCCAGCAAUGCAGAAAGAUGAUCCCACGUGGUCUGAACUAAGAGCUAUGGGUGUGGGAUGGUGGGUCCGGAAUACCCGCGUCUUACGCAAAUGCAUAGAAAAAGUAGCCAAAGCAGCCUUUUAUAGGAAGAAUGAUCCUUUAGAUGCAGCCAUUUUUUACCUUGCAAUGAAAAAGAAAGCUGUGAUUUGGGGAUUAUACAGAUCUCAAAAAGACACCAAGAUGACACAGUUUUUUGGACACAAUUUUGAGGAUGAAAGGUGGCGUAAAGCAGCUUUAAAGAAUGCUUUUUCUUUGCUAGGCAAACAAAGAUUUGAACAUUCUGCAGCAUUUUUUCUUUUAGCUGGUUGCCUGAGAGAUGCAAUUGAGGUAUGUCUGGAGAAACUGAAUGACAUUCAGUUGGCUCUUGUAAUAGCAAGACUCUAUGAGUCUGAAUUUGAUACAUCUGCAACAUAUAAAUCUAUUUUACGUAAAAAAGUGUUAGGAAUUGAUUCUUCUGUCAGUGAACCCAGUUCAUUGAACAUAAAUACACAUUAUGAUCCUUUUCUUCGGAGUAUGGCAUAUUGGAUUUUGGAAGAUUAUAGUGGUGCUCUGGAGACAUUGAUAAAGCAGCCUGUGAGGGAGGAUGAUGAUCAAGCCACGACGUCAUCUUGUAAUCCUGCCGUUUUUAAUUUCUACAAUUACCUAAGAACACAUCCUCUUUUGCUGAGACGUCAUUUUGGAUCAUCUGACGUGUUUUCUACACACAUGAGUCUAACAGGAAAAAGUGGACUGGCAGGAACAAUUAAUUUAAGUGAAAGAAAAUUAUUUUUUACUACUGCCAGUGCUCAUUUGAAAGCUGGCUGCCCUAUGUUGGCUUUGGAAGUAUUAUCAAAGAUGCCCAAAGUCAUCAAGAAAACAAAACCUUUUUGUAGGACAUCUAGUUUUCUGGAUACUAGUAAAGAUUGUUCGCCUUCUUCACCACUGAAGUUGGAUGCAGGAGAUGAUAAGUCUUCCGCAGUUGAUUGGUCCCAGUCACUGAUGAACGGCUUUGGAUCUUCCUCAGAGGGCUCCUCAGAGAAGCAGUCAAACUCCACUCUUUCUUUUGACUGGAGUCAACCAAGUAUCGUAUUUCAGGAUGACUCUUUGGAGUUAAAAUGGGACAGUGAUAAUGAUGAAGAGAAUGAGGAUGGCCCUCUUGCAAUGAAAGAACUAAAACCUUUACAAAGAACAACAGAUAAAAAAUUAGAGGAAAUAAGUUCUAAUUACACAGACUCUUUCAGCACACUAGAUGAAAAUGACAUCUUAAACCCAUCAGAAGAUAUAAUUGCAGUUCAAUUAAAAUUUAGAGCAUGUUUAAAGAUUCUGACAGUCGAACUUCGUACUUUAUCUACUGGUUAUGAGAUAGAUGGUGGAAAAUUGCGUUAUCAGCUAUACCACUGGCUCGAAAAAGAGGUGAUAGCUCUUCAGAAGACUUGUGACUUUUGCUCAGAUGCUGAAGAAUUACCGUCUGCAGUUGGCAAAAAUGGAGAUGGAUUUGGAUUAAAUCAGGAUACUGAAGAUUUGCUUCACCAAACAAAAGUGAAACAGCUGAGAGAAAGUUUUCAGGAAAAAAGACAGUGGCUCUUGAAAUACCAGUCACUCUUGAGGAUGUUUCUUAGUUACUGCAUACUUCAUGGAUCCCAUGGUGGGGGUCUUGCAUCUGUGAGAAUGGAAUUGAUUUUGCUUUUACAAGAAUCUCAGCAGGAAACAUCAGAACCGCUGUUUCCUAGCCCGCUGUCAGAGCAAACCUCAGUGCCUCUCCUUUUUGCUUGUACAGCCAGUGCCAAAACAGUAGUUGCCAACCCAAUAUUGCACCUUAGUAAUCUAACACAUGAUAUUCUACAUGCCAUCAUAAACUUAGAUUCACCUCCCCAUCCUGAUAUCCAAAGCAAUAAAGUGUACGUCAUGCACACGUUAGCAGCUUCCCUUUCUGCUUGCAUUUACCAGUGCCUUUGUGGUAGUCAUAACUACAGUUCAUUUCAAACAAAUCAGUUUACUGGAAUGGUGUAUCAGACCAUACUGCUUCCCCAUCGACAUUCUUUGAAAACAGGAAGCUUAGACGAAGCAGUAACUCCCAAUACAUCACCAGCUCAAUGGCCAGGAAUAACUUACUUAAUUCGACUUCUGAAUUCUUCUGGUGAGGAAGCCCAGUCAGGACUUACAAUCUUGCUCUGUGAGAUUCUCACAGCAGUGUAUCUUAGUCUCUUCAUCCAUGGUCUUGCUACGCAUUCUAGUAAUGAAUUAUUUCGGAUUGUGGCCCAUCCUCUAAAUGAGAAAAUGUGGUCUGCUGUAUUUGGUGGAGGUGCGCGUGUUCCCAGCAUAGAACAGACACAUUCAAAAGCUUUGCCUGUUUCUUCACUAGUUGGAGAAGGAGAGAAACAGAGCAAACAUUUUAGACCAUCAAAAAUGUCUUGCAGAGAUUCUACCCCACCGACCUCUUCCUCACCACCAGUAAGCCAGGAGUCGCUGCCACUUAAGGAGAAGUUUAUUCCACCUGAACUCAGUAUCUGGGACUAUUUCAUAGCCAAGCCUUUUCUACCCCCUUCCCAAAGUAGAGCAGAGUAUGAUUCAGAAGAGAGUCUGGAAAGUGAUGAUGAUGAUGAUGAUGAUGUUUUAGCAACAGAUUUCCAUCUCCAGGAGCAUUCUAAUUCAAAUUCCUAUAGUUGGUCGUUGAUGCGAUUGGCCAUGGUGCAGUUGGUGCUCAACAAUUUGAAGACUUUCUAUCCCUUUGCAGGUCAUGAUCUUGCAGAGCUUCCAGUAAGUUCACCUCUUUGUCACGCGGUUCUGAAAACUCUUCAGUGUUGGGAACAAGUUCUUCUUCGAGGACUUGAAAUCCAUGGGGGGCCACCUCAAAACUACAUUGCAAGUCACACCUCUGAAGAGAGUUUGUCUGCAGGCCCCGCAAUUCUCCGCCACAAAGCUUUACUGGAACCUACAAACACUCCUUUCAAAUCAAAACACCAAUUGGCAUUGUCUGUGAAGAGGCUUUGGCAGUACUUGGUAAAGCAGGAAGAAAUUCAGGAGACCUUUAUCAGAAAUAUAUUCACAAAGAAACGGUGUCUAAAUGAGUCAUUAGAGGACAACAGUGAAACUAUCAAAAAUACAAUGAUGGAGGAGCCAAACAUCACUAAGAUAGAAGCAGAUUUGGGAUAUCCUGGAGGUAAAGCACGAAUUAUUCAUAAAGAAUCUGAUAUCAUUACUGCCUUUGCUGUUAAUAAAGCAAAUAGAAACUGCAUAGCAGUUGCUUCCAGCCAUGACGUUCAAGAACUGGAUGUUUCUGGAAUUCUGGCUACACAGAUCUAUACUUGGGUAGAUGAUGAUAUGGAAAUGGAAACAAAAGGAUCAGAGGAUUUCUUGGUUAUACAUGCACGUGAUGAUUUAACAGCUGUACAAGGUACAACCCCGUACACGCAUAGUAAUCCCGGGACUCCAAUCAACAUGCCAUGGCUCGGCAGUACACAGACUGGUAGAGGAGCAUCUGUGAUGAUUAAGAAAGCCAUUAAUAAUGUUCGAAGAAUGACUUCUCAUCCAACUCUUCCUUACUUCUCUAAGUUUGGAAUAGUUGAUGCUGAUGGAUAUUUAAGUUUGUAUCAAACAAACUGGAAGUGUUGUCCAGUUACUGGAAGCAUGCCUAAGCCAUACCUGACAUGGCAGUGUCAUAACAAAACAGCAAAUGAUUUUGUCUUCGUUAGUUCCUCCUCUUUGAUAGCCACUGCUGGUCUUUCAACAGACAAUAGAAACAUAUGUUUGUGGGAUACUCUUGUAGCACCCACCAAUAGUUUAGUCCAUGCUUUUACCUGUCAUGAUAGUGGAGCCACAGUUUUAGCAUAUGCUCCAAAACAUCAGCUACUAAUAUCAGGAGGCAGAAAAGGUUUUACGUGUGUAUUUGACCUUCACCAACGGCAACAGAGGCAGCUUUUCCAGAGCCAUGAUUCGCCAGUUAAAGCCAUUGCUAUUGAUCCAACUGAAGAGUACUUUGUUACAGGAUCUGCUGAAGGCAGCAUAAAGAUUUGGAGUCUCUCUACCUUUGGUCUUCUCCAUACUUUUAUCAAUGAACAUGCUCGGCAGUCCAUUUUUAGGAAUAUUGGAACUGGAGUGAUGCAGAUUGAAACAGGGCCAGCAAAUCACAUUUUCUCUUGUGGAGCUGAUGGAACAAUGAAAAUGAGAAUACUGCCAGAUCAGUUUAGCCCCUUAAAUGAAGUGUUGAAAAAUGAUGUGAAAUUCAUGCUAUAACAUUUUCAUGAAGAAGAUCAUUUAUUACCUAUAUGGAAGUAGCCAACAGGUGAAAUGUACAGUGAUCACUCUCUAUGCCACAAAUAAGCUAAUGCUUUCUUGUUUUCCUAUUUACUUCAUAGAGCUUUACCCUUGAUGCACUGAUGCCUUAAAAAUUAAUAAGGUCAUUCAGAAUUAGAUUAUAUUGCCUAAAGUAGAACGUGUAAGUAAGGCUGUUAUAAUCUGUCUGUACAGUGUGUUAUAUUUUGUCAUAGUGUUAAAGGAGUUUCGUUUUCUUAUUGUUGAUAAACUCUUCUGCAGAUACCUCUGCAUGAACUUCUUUUCCAGUAAAAAUACCCUUUUUUAAAGGCAGUUGCACAUAAUUCUCAUCACUUAAUUCUCCACACUCGUACUUCUCUUAUCAGACUUAUACCUCUCAAGCUCUUCUCCUCUUAAUUAAUGAUAGAUUGACCUUUGGGUAAGAACCCAUAAAAUAAUGAACAUCUCCAUUAAAGCUGUCCUUGAGACUGAAGUGAUAAACGAGCCAAAGGGCUCAUGUAGUUUUUACCAGUUUCCCCUGGAGCCCAAGUUGUGUGUAUGUGUACUUGUGUGUGUGUGUGUACGUAUAUAUCUUACACAUCUUAUUUGAACUUAGUUUGUGUACAUGUAAGCAAAAACCACAAGUCUUUUAAUGUGUUUUUGUGCCAUAACAAAUACUGCCACCAGAAUAACUUUUUUUACAACCUUUUUUCAUGUUUUUUAAUUUUUGAAUUCCCAUCCCUAAUUGUCAAAUAAAUUUUAAGACUUCCAAGAUUAUUAUUUUUAAGUUUGUGUUGAGUCAAAUAAGUCUUAGUAGGCAAUAAAAGAUUCUGUGUUGGCAUAUGUAAGACACUUAAAAGUUUGUGACUUUGUUAAAGGAGUUUUGAGCAUCAAACACUUUAUUUAAAUUUUAUUUUCUCUCUCUAAUUUUUAGGUGCUUUUAUUCUCAAAAUUCUGAAAACCUUCUAGCAGUGUUUUUAGAAACAAAUGUGAAAAAUAUCAGAUCAACUAGAUAGUAUUUACAGAUGUAAAAUACCCCCAGAAGUACCAUAAAUAGAAAAUAAACUAAACCUUAUAUUUUAUUAUUUUUGCCAAAAUAUAUUAUUUUAUUAUAAAAUAUGACCAAAAUAUUAAGAUUGCACAAUGCUUUUAACUUAAAUGUGCUUAACCCUAUUUCUGUCUGUUUUGUGCUGUAUCUUUUCCGAUUCAGAAUUAUAGAAAACUUGAUAAAUACUUGAUCUUAACCAAUAAGACUGCAGGCAGAUGGGACUAAGUGUAUAUGGGACAAUUAUUAUGUAUACUAUUUAGCUUGAAUAUAUUUUGUUUAAUAGAAAAUAUAAAAUAAGAACAUUUUUAUGUAAUAGAAUAUGGACAGCUAUUAUCUUGGAAAUUAAAGAGUCAAAUAAAGCAUAGAAAUGAAGGGCUGGUAAACUGAAUUUUGUAAUGUCCUCAGGAUACUUUUAUCUUAAAAGUAUAUUGUUAAAGAUUUUGUAAAUUGUAUUUAAAUAAUUUUAAAUGUGUUGAGCAAGCUGCAGUGAAAACACUGUCAAUAUGUAGAGAGUUUAUACAUGCACAUAACCUGUACUUACAAAUUUGUGCAAUAACCAUAUGUGACUAUUUUGCCAUGGAGAAAUCUAUGACAGCAUCGCAAACAAUAUUAUUGUUUGAUGUAGCUAAGUUAUUUUUCAGUAAUUUCUUCACAAAUCAAGAUUCAAAAGACUUUAAACACUUUCAAUGAGAUAGAAAAUUUACUAUUAUGCUUAGUAGAACAAAAGGCAUUGUAGAUGAACAAUUAAGCAUUUUAAUUGAGGGUUUAUGUGGAUAACCAUAAAUAAUGUAAGCUCAUAUAUGUAUUUACAUCCAGAGUCAUAAUAUUUUAAAUAAACAAUCAUGCAGAGAACUUU